GAUGGGGUAAACGCCCAACAUUUUAUUAUUUUUCUUCAAAAAAAGCGAGAGCUCACACCAACCCUUCCUCUGAGUCCUCGCUCCAUAAAUCACCAACAACAGGCCUUGAUCCAUUCAGCAGUGUUCCCUUCCCUUCCAAGAUGCCUCGCGUGCUCAUCACUAACGAGUCCCGCGUCCCUCUCCCUGCCGGCCCGUAUCCUCCUCCGGGAGACACCGUACCACUCUCCUUCUUUGAUACCUUCUGGAUCAUCCUCUCCCCCGUGCAACGACUCUUCCUCUACCCCGACGCUGCCAUCCCCUUCUCCUCCAUCGUCGAUUCCCUCAGGUCCUCCCUCUCUCGAACCCUUUCCCUCUUCCACCCCUUCGGCGGUAAACUCAUCUACCUCCCUGGCUCCGGCGACGCCGUCAUCGACUGCUCCGCCGCCACGGCGGACGGCGUCGCCUUCGUCGAGGCGGAGUCGGACCUCGACAUCCGCCGCCUCGCCGGCGAUGAGGUCCACGAUUGCGAGUCCUUCCUCCAGCUCGUGCCGGAUCUCCAGGCCGCGGAGCUGCCGGCGCCCGUACUGGUCGUCCAGGUGACGGCGUUUGCCGGCGGAGGGGUCGCGGUGGGGCUCGCCGCCCACCACGUGUUGACGGACGGGAAGGGGUUGUGGCUGUUUUUGGAGGCGUGGGCGGCGACAUGCAAGGGGGACAGCGCGCCUCCGGUGCCCGUGCCGUCACAUGACCGGGCGGUAAUCAGACAUGCUGGUGGCCCGGAGAUCGCCAGGCAGUUCUUGAGGCAGCUGGCGCCGGCUCUACCCAAAGUGGCCCUGCUCGGUUCUUCCAUCCAAGACCGCCUGCGUCUCACACGAAUAACCUUCGCGCUCGACGGCGCCACCAUCCAAUCCUUAAAGCAGCGAGCCGUCCAUCAGAGCAU
Molecule: messenger RNA, 916 nt
Organism: Elaeis guineensis (African oil palm)
Lineage: Eukaryota; Viridiplantae; Streptophyta; Magnoliopsida; Arecales; Arecaceae
Source: RefSeq, a predicted model, not a curated record